GACAGAUUUUUGCAUUUGUUGGGAAAUGAAUUGUGUGUUUUCUACACUCUAAACCAAGAUGGGACCUUCUAUAUCCAAGAAACUUGCCGCCUCCUUCCUCAUCACAGUGCUGUUAUACUUUUCUGGUGAAGCCAAUGAAAUUCGCCCCUGUUGCAAGGACAGGAGCUGUUCAUGUCGCCUGCAUGACCUCCUCCUUGGUGUGGGCAACCACGGCGCUGGGAUCCUGACUCUGGGGAAACGCAAGGCUGGCCAGCCAAACUUCCGGAGCCACCUCUACCGGCUCCUGCAUGGCUCGAGGGACCAAUCAGAGGGCAUUCUCACCUUGGGAAAGAGAUACAGCAUGGUCCCAGAGAAAUGGUCAUGGUGGCCCAGGGUCACCGUGAAAGACUCAGAACACUUAAAUCUCAGCAGCCAAUCUGUAACUAAGAAAACGGCCGCCCAGCCGGUGGAAAUGGACUCAGAUUCCCUCCUCAGUGUUCCAGAGCUGCUUGCUGCCAUGCCAUAG
Molecule: messenger RNA, 505 nt
Organism: Paramormyrops kingsleyae
Lineage: Eukaryota; Metazoa; Chordata; Actinopteri; Osteoglossiformes; Mormyridae
Source: RefSeq, a predicted model, not a curated record